AUGUUAACAUAUGCCUAUAAUCAUGAAUCUUCAAAUUGUAAUGAGGAAUUAUCCUUAGCUAAUGUAAGUUAUAUCUUAAUUUUAGCAGCAUUAAUUGAUUCUCUAAGCAUUAUCUAGUAUGCCAAUAUAAUUUUAAUAAAAGGAAAAGUAGCUGUAAAUAGAAAACACAAAAUUAAAAAGUGAAAAUAUAGAGCUUUAAUCUUAGUUGAAUAAAAUAGAAAAUAAACAACAGGAAUUAAUAAAUGAAGUAAAUAAAUUUUAAUAUUUUUAGAUUUAGGAUCUUAGAUAGUUAGUGAAAAGAGUCUAUUAAGAAGGAGAAAUUUAGAUAUAGUAUUAAAAAUAAAAGAAUGUAAAAUUAUUAAUAACCCUUAGUAACAAUUAGAAUAUAAAAAUGAGAGUCUGAAAAAGGCUUUGGUCAAUCUAUAAAAUAAUUUAGAAACCUUUGCAUAAUUGAAAAAUUUAUCCAGAUUUUUUGAUGAUAAUGAGAUUUCUCAAAAAAGUUUAAACUAAAAUGCUUAAAUUUAAUGA
Messenger RNA from Paramecium pentaurelia, 528 nucleotides. The record is from the annotation of a GenBank genome assembly. Lineage: Eukaryota; Ciliophora; Oligohymenophorea; Peniculida; Parameciidae.